Molecule: messenger RNA, 2149 nt
Organism: Pneumocystis murina B123
Lineage: Eukaryota; Fungi; Ascomycota; Pneumocystomycetes; Pneumocystales; Pneumocystaceae
Exons: 5
Coding region: 1-1521 (506 amino acids)
Biological process (GO): mRNA splicing, via spliceosome; spliceosomal tri-snRNP complex assembly
Cellular component (GO): U4/U6 x U5 tri-snRNP complex; U4 snRNP; precatalytic spliceosome
Source: RefSeq, a predicted model, not a curated record
AUGGAUCUUGCAGAUGAGUUAUUGCAUGAGGUUUUCGACCAGAGCGAUGUAGAUGACGUAGAUGAGAAAAUUCAGAAGCCUUUAGAAGGCGCUUUUUCUUUUUCGAAUGGUGAAAUGACGUUGAAAACUCAUGAAGAUAGGAAUUCAUCAGGUAUCACCAAAAAUUCUAGAAAAACAGAAAAGAAUGGCACUGAAAAAACUCAAUUAAGUAGUACAAAGAAGCUAUUUAAUGUACAUACUUUGUUAAAGUCGGAAUUUAUGAUUAAUAUUUUAAAUAAAAUCGAUGCUUAUAGCAAGAACCAAACAUUAUCUUUUCAAGGAAAUAUUGAAGAUCAUCCUGAAUAUCAAUUGAUAGUAGACUCUAAUAAUCUUGCGGUUGAAAUAGAUAAUGAAAUUAUUACAAUCAACAAAUUCAUUCGAGAUAACUAUUCACAAAGAUUUCCUGAACUUGAAUCUCUAGUUGUUAACCCAUUAGAUUAUGCAAAAACAGUACGAAUUAUUGGUAAUCAAAUGGAUAUUACGCAAGUAAAUUUAUCACAUCUCCCGUCAGCAACAGUAAUGGUGAUUACUGUUACAAAUUCUACAUCUGAAGGAACUCUUUUGCAACAAAAUAAACUCGAUAUGGUGUUUGAAGCAUGUGAUUUAACACUGGAACUAGAGAGUGCGAAAAAAAAGAUUCUUGAAUAUGUUCAAUCUAGAAUGAAUUUGAUUGCGCCAAAUUUAUUGGCUAUAGUAGGAUCUACCACUGCAGCAAAGCUUAUAAGUGUAGCAGGUGGUUUAGCAGGUCUGGUUCGAAUGCCAGGAUGUAAUAUUUCGGCAUUAGGUGCAAAACGUCAAAGUCAAACAGGAUUUUCAAGUACUAUUGGUAUUCGACAUCAGGGUUUUCUUUUUCAUUCAGAAAUUUUACAAAAAGUUCCUCCUGAUUUAAGAAAACAGGCAUUACGUAUUAUUAGUUCGAAAAUUGCCUUAGCAUCUCGAGUAGAUCGAUUACAUCAAAGUCCAGAUGGAUCUAUUGGCGCUUCUUUAAGAGAGUAUAUUGAAAAACGGUUGGACAAGUUAUCACAGCCAAAUCCAUCUAAAACUGUAAAGGCUUUGCCUGCACCAAAUGAUGCAAUAAAAAAGCGUCGUGGUGGACGACGUAUGCGAGCAAUGAAGGAGAGAUAUCAAAUGACAGAACUCAGAAAACAGCAAAAUAGAUUAGCAUUUGGCAAGCAAGAAUUAGAAGUGAGUAUUAAUGAUGAAAUGGAAGGUAUGGGUAUGAUUGGACAAGAUGGGCAAUAUCGAAUCAGAGCACCCAUUAUAGACAGUCGUUCUAAAGCAAAAGUGGGCAAGGCUAUAAAACAUUUUGCAUCAUUCAGUCAUAAUAGUGGAACAGCAACAAGUGGUUUAGCAAGUAGUGUUGUUUUUGGUAGUAAUGUUGGCAUGCAGCUAAUCAAUCCGGAAUUAUUAUCAGCACCCAAAACAACUGAAUCAAAUGACUGGUUUAAGGGAGGAACGUUUACACAAGUUCAUAAACCUUAAAUUACUAAGUCAAUUUCCGUCAUAAAUAAGUUCUUAUUAUAAAAUACACAAAGAAAAAUAAAAUAAACGUUAUAUUUGAUCUUUUUCCUUGACAAAUCCUUCUCCUAAGAGGGGUCCAAUGGGAGAUCGGACAGGUAUAUACAGGUCUUUUUUUGUGGACGAAACACCGAAAAUUUUCUGUCGAGCUUCUCUAUAUCGCUGUUCUUUUUCUCGCUGACCUUGUUCCGAUUCAGUAGAUAUGGGUUUCUGGGGCAAUACAGUAGAAGCAGAUGAAUUAUAUAAAUGAUCAACAGAACGCCUAAGGAUCUUAAGAGAUGGUUUAUAUACUGUUCGCGGUGAAUUUAAGAUUUCUACAUCUGGAACUUGUUGAUUACUAUAUUUCCUCAGAAAAAAAUAAUAAACAUAUAAAAACAAGAUAUAUUUACGCUUCUUUCCAGAGGCGCACAUUAUCUUCAUGGGUUGUUUUUUUGUUACAAGAUAAAUCUGCUUUAUCAUUGGGAAAUCCCUUAGAAAUUAGCAAAAAAAAGCGGGAAAAGAGGACAUACCACUAUUCGGUUUUCGUUUUCCCAUUCAUCCCAUAAAUCUGGCACUUUUUCUUGGUAUUUUUGGUCAUUCAUGGCAGUUCAUG